Messenger RNA from Nylanderia fulva, 599 nucleotides. It is a transcript of the gene e(r), whose product is annotated as enhancer of rudimentary. The record is from RefSeq and is a predicted model, not a curated record. Lineage: Eukaryota; Metazoa; Arthropoda; Insecta; Hymenoptera; Formicidae.
UUUAACACAACAGCAUACCGAUCUGACGAACAAAUGUUAUCGAAGGGUCAGAAAAAGUGAUAUAUCUGUCGACAAUUAUAAUAAUUCUCUAUUCUCUUAUUUAAUUCCGAUAGAUUUCUUUUUUGUAAGAUUCCUUUUGUAACUUCCGAAGAAAUAUCUGAAUUGUUACUUCGUUCCACUUUCGAUUUAUUAGCGCAUAAGUAAAAAAGAUGUCUCAUACAAUAUUACUGGUGCAGCCUGGUCACAGGCCGGAAACAAGAACAUAUUCUGAUUAUGAAAGUGUUAACGAAUGUAUGGAAGGUGUAUGUAAAAUCUAUGAAGAACAUUUAAAAAGACGAAAUCCUAACACUCCAACUAUCACCUAUGACAUUAGUCAAUUAUUUGACUUUGUUGAUCAAUUAACUGAUUUAUCAUGUCUUGUGUAUCAAAAGUCAACGAAUACUUAUGCUCCGUAUAAUAAGGAUUGGAUUAAAGAAAAGAUAUACGUACUAUUACGUAGAGCUGCAGGACAUAGCGAGUAAAAUCAGUGUAUAAACAAAGAUAUGUAUGUUCUUUUAUAUAUAUAAGAUAACUCUUAAAUAUUCUAUAUUAUUUGUCAU